UUGGUCACCGGCUCCCGAGCUUACCGAGCUGGGGCUGCGGAGCUAAAAGAGGGAGGAGGGAAAGGGGAGGGGGUGCCUGGAGAGGUGGAGGCUCGCGCGCCUGCGCACCCAGCUCCAGCGACCCUAGGUUUUCUAUGGGAUUCCCAAUCUGCGGCAGAGACCUACCGGAGCGUGUUGCGGCUGCAGCUGGGCUGGCAAGGCGCGAUCCAAGAGGGAUUUAAGCAACCUAGAGCUCUAGGGAGAAAGAGAGCGUGAGAGAGCCACAGAGAGACGGCUUAACAGUUUACCCGAAUUGAAUAUAUAGAUAUAUUAAAAAAAGAAAAAAGAACUGUUGAGUUUUAUCAUUUGCUUUAAGUGACCGUGCGCAGCGCUAUAACUGCAGAAUGGGGAAACAGAAUAGCAAACUGGCCCCCGAAGUGAUGGAGGACCUGGUGAAGAGCACAGAGUUUAAUGAGCAUGAGCUCAAGCAAUGGUACAAAGGAUUUCUCAAGGACUGUCCAAGUGGGAGGCUGAACCUCGAGGAAUUUCAGCAGCUCUACGUGAAGUUCUUCCCAUAUGGCGACGCCUCCAAGUUUGCCCAGCACGCUUUCCGGACCUUUGACAAGAAUGGGGAUGGCACCAUCGACUUCCGAGAGUUCAUCUGCGCCCUGUCCAUCACCUCCAGGGGCAGCUUUGAGCAGAAGCUGAACUGGGCCUUCAACAUGUACGACCUGGACGGCGAUGGCAAGAUCACACGAGUGGAGAUGUUGGAGAUCAUUGAGGCUAUCUACAAAAUGGUGGGCACUGUGAUCAUGAUGAAAAUGAAUGAGGAUGGCCUCACGCCGGAGCAGCGGGUAGACAAGAUUUUCAGCAAGAUGGAUAAGAACAAAGAUGACCAAAUUACACUGGAUGAAUUCAAAGAAGCUGCAAAGAGCGACCCUUCCAUUGUAUUACUUCUGCAGUGUGACAUUCAGAAAUGAGCUGAUGUCAACGCCAUGGACUGCACAAAAGUCUCAAUGUUCCAUUCAGUCUGCAGCUAUUUACACACACACACACACACACACACACACACACACAAUAUUGCUUGGACUACCUAUAAAUGGACUUGCUUCUUGUGUUUGAAACACUUGUGUGCAUGAGAAUGUCAUUUGCUAAUGAAUUUUAAAAGCAUAUGUUAUAAAACAAAAGAAAAACCUGCCACAAUGUGAUAUGUGUAAUAUCAUUUCAUAAAAAAACUCCCUCUUCCUCCAAAGCCUGGGCAGAAAUGUGCUGCAAAGAGUUAUAUGAUUUCUUGUUCAUGUUUUGCUAAUGCUCGUGUCUCCUUGAUUACAUAAUGUUAGUGGCACUGAGACCCCACGGUAAUGUAACUUAAUUAUAAGCUGUGUCACCAUUUUCCUGUAAAAUAGUACUGGACAGACAAGCAGAGGGGCCCUUGGCUCCUGUGUCUGGUCCACACCCAAGAGCUUGUAUUAGCAAUGAAUAUAAAUGUACAUUUGCAUGCCUUUUAGGUUUGCCUUAAUUCUUACCUCAUUUGCAUCCUAUCAAUCUGGAAAGAGCUGUGUUGGAUGAAUGCAGUAUAAAAUUUAAAAGCCCUGCUAAAAUGACUCCUUAAUUAAAUCUAUCUAUCUAUCUAUAUAUAUAUACUUAUACACAAAGAUAUUAUUUAUUGGAAGUAAAAAAAAAGUAAGAUGGAAGUGUAUUGAUUUUUGCUUGAAUUUUCAAAGGCUCCCAAAGAGGUUGCAAUAGAUAUCCCAAAUAAAUUUAUAACAUUUGACAUUUUCCCCCCAAUUCUUAUUUUAUAAUUUUAAAUUUGAAACAGAUGUUCAUAAUUAUCAAGGGUUGCUUUUAACCACUUACUAAAUCUACCCUUAAACACACAACUUUGGAAUUGAAAGGAUGAAUGACGACAAAAAGGAAUAAAGCAACUUUCCAACUCUCCAAUCUAGCCCUCAAAAGAGGGACAGUUGACAUGGCAUGUGAAGUUUAAAUAAAAAUAAGACUCACUCAUCCUCAAAAAAAGGCUCAUUAGAAGACAGUAGCUCGUAUCUCAGAGU
Trichechus manatus latirostris (Florida manatee) is the source of this 2033-nucleotide messenger RNA. RefSeq names its product visinin like 1 (gene VSNL1). Gene Ontology annotation, molecular function: calcium ion binding. NCBI's taxonomy places the organism in Eukaryota, Metazoa, Chordata, Mammalia, Sirenia, Trichechidae. The record is from RefSeq and is a predicted model, not a curated record. The transcript has 4 exons. Bases 384 to 959 code for a protein of 191 amino acids.